UUCAAGUCUGCUGGCGAAUCAAACAGUUACCAGUCUUCAGGCAAACCAAACGGUGGUUGGCCCUCCGAAAAUUACGAAACUUUCUGUCAUUCCAGUAAAAUAGUGCACUUUGACCCACAGACGCAAUGAGUGGUGGCAAAAGUGGAGGGGAAGUGCUGCUCGUUACCGGCGGCAGUGGAUUUCUGGGUCAGCACCUCAUCAAGCAGCUGCUGGAGCGUCGCGAGGAGUUGGGCAUCAAGGAGAUACGUACAUUGGACAUUGUGCCCUACAAAAACAACAUUGGGCAUGAGGAAACGCCUAUUCUGCGCACCUUUGUUGGUGAUAUCGGAGGCGAUCGGGAUGCACUCAGUCCAAUCUUCGCCGGUGUGGAUGGCGUCUUCCAUUGUGCCGCCUCGGUGAAAAUCGAGUAUCCGCCCAACUAUGAGGAACUGGAGCGAGUAAAUGUGAACGGCACCUUGUCUGUGGUAGAUCUGUGCAUCCAAAACAAUGUAAAGCGAUUGCUCUACACCAGCUGCACCUCCGUUUGCUUUGUGCCCUUCAAAGGACGCAGUACCUUCUCGGCAGUUAUCAACUCGACGGAAUCCAAAACGGAUACGCCCACUCUGGACAGCUCUACUCUUUGGGAACAGGAUGGCGAAUUCCUCAUAGCUGGAUAUGCAUCCAGCAAGCUAAGGGCAGAGAAUAUUGUGCUCAACUCUAAUGGAGCUCCACUGCAGAACCAGCAAGAUUAUUUGGCCACUAGUGCCAUUCGUGCCCCUCUGACCUACGGCGAAUGCGACUCCCACUUCAUCACGGAUAUUUUCGAGUAUCUUUCCACCCGGGGAUGGGUCUUCCCAAGGAUUGCUGGUGUCGGAGGCAAACAGCAGCUGGUCUAUGCCGGGAACGUUGCCUGGGGACACAUUUGUGCCUAUAAAGCGCUCAAAGUAUCCGAUAAGGCGGUUAAUGGCCUUCCAGUCUUCGUUACCGAUGAUACGGGCAUCAACGAUGUGUCCAGAUUUAUACAGAAGAUGGCCCUGUUGGGCGAGCGUUUCAAGGUGAAGACCAGCUGGUGGUAUAUUCCCCACUUCCUGUACUUCUUCCUGGCCUUCCUUCUGGAGGUGGUGGUGAGGAUUUUGUAUCCGUACACCAAGUACCGCCUGCGCUACUCCCCCCGGGCUAUCGCCUCCUAUACGUCCUCGAUGUUGAUGUACAACCGCCUGAGAGCCUCCAUCCACAUGGACUACAUGCCACUCUACGAUCCGGAUACGAGUGCCGAACGGAGCGCCAAAUGGUACGCCAAGUGGUGGGACGAGCGACAGAACUCCAGAAGGCAGAAGAAGUCCAGCUGAGUGGAGUGGCGCUAAUCCGGCAUUACGCCCUUGAACGUGUAGUCUAGUGUACGUCUCGAUGUCGUAAGUGGAUUUGUGUUUACUGCCCCGCUUGAUGUCUUGUAAAUAUCCUGUUAAAUAAAAUGGUUGUUGUUCGUUGA
Drosophila bipectinata is the source of this 1468-nucleotide messenger RNA. RefSeq names its product 3 beta-hydroxysteroid dehydrogenase/Delta 5-->4-isomerase. Lineage: Eukaryota; Metazoa; Arthropoda; Insecta; Diptera; Drosophilidae. Gene Ontology annotation, molecular function: 3-beta-hydroxy-Delta5-steroid dehydrogenase (NAD+) activity. Gene Ontology annotation, biological process: steroid biosynthetic process. The record is from RefSeq and is a predicted model, not a curated record.